Messenger RNA from Musa acuminata AAA Group (dessert banana), 1733 nucleotides. Its product is annotated as ACT domain-containing protein ACR6-like. Lineage: Eukaryota; Viridiplantae; Streptophyta; Magnoliopsida; Zingiberales; Musaceae. The coding region runs from base 40 to 1392 and encodes 450 amino acids. The record is from RefSeq and is a predicted model, not a curated record. The transcript is spliced from 7 exons.
UUUCUCUUGAGCUUGGUCUAGUUCACUUGUUUGGGGACGAUGAGGAGGUACCCGGAGGUGGAGAUGGAUGUGGAAGACGAUGAAUUCGCCAAGCUCAUUAGGAGGAUGAACCCGCCGAGGGUUGUGAUAGAUAAUGAUUCUUGCGGUGAUGCAACAGUUAUUAGAGUGGAUAGUGUCAACAAGCAUGGGAUUCUGCUAGAAGUUGUUCAAGUCCUCACUGAUCUGGACCUUGUCAUCAGAAAGGCCUAUAUAUCUUCGGAUGGAAGUUGGUUCAUGGAUGUAUUUAAUGUGACCGACUGCAAUGGAAACAAACUGUGGGACGAGGAGAUCAUCUCCUACAUUAAAAAGUCCCUGGAGUCAGAGGCUUGCUUAUUCCCCAAGCUUCAGAAUUCAGUCGGUAUAAUGCCGUCAACAGAGGACACAUUAAUUGAGAUAACAGGCUCCGACAGGCCUGGAUUGCUAUCCGAAGUAUGCGCUGUUCUUGCAACCCAGAUGAGUCAUGUGGUGAAAGCUGAGCUAUGGACACACAACAACAGAGUUGCAGCAGUGCUUCAUGUCACCCAUGAGUCCACCGAGGGAGCAAUCGAAGACCCCCAACAGCUCUCCACCCUCAAGGAGCUCCUCUGCAAUGUUCUUAGAGGUGAUCAUGAUCCAAGGAUGGGGACGAUGACCGUGUCGAUGGGGCUCACCCACACAGAGAGGAGGUUGCAUCAGAUGAUGUUCCAUGACCGGGAUUAUGAGAGGGUUGAAGUGAAAGAAGCUGUGGGGAAUAAAUCUAGACCCCAAGUCACUGUGAUGGACUGUUCCGAGAAGGACUACACUGUGGUAAUCUUGAGAUCCAAGGACCGGCCCAAGCUUCUGUUUGACACCAUUUGCACACUCACAGACAUGCAGUAUGUUGUGUUUCAUGGGACUGCCAGUGCAGGAAAGGAAGAAGCUUAUCAGGAAUACUAUAUAAGACAUGUAGAUGGCCUCCCCAUAAGCUCAGAGGGCGAGCAACAGUAUCUGAUUCAGUGUCUUGAGGCAGCUGUAGAGAGAAGAGCUUCAGAUGGUCUCGAAUUGGAGCUGAAGACAGAGGACGAAGUUGGCUCUCUCUCAGAGAUCACAAGGGUAUUCCGAGAGAAUGGCUUGACCAUCAGAAGAGCAGAGAUUUCGACCGAGGGAGGCAAAGAAGUAGACACCUUCCAUCUUUCUGAGACAUCAGGCAACCCUGUGGAUGCCAAGACGAUCGAUUCGAUACGCAGACAGCUCGGGCAGACGAUAGUAAGGGUGAAGCAGAACCCUCUACUCGAAGCGAAGCCUCCCGAGGUGGUCAGCACUGUCAGUUUCUUCUUUGGCAACCUCUUCAGGGCCUCGUUUCAGAGCUUUCGACUGAUCAGAUCCUACUCAUGAACGCCAAAUCACGCUCAUGGAAGACGAUUAGCAUGCAAAGAUGAUACCGAAAAAAGUUAGGUACAACAUCAAAGACAAACAUCCAGUAGCAACACUGUAGAUAGUCCAGGAUGAGAAGUAUACUGAAUGUGAUGGAAGGAUGAGCAAUAAUUACACUGUUGUAAAUAGACACUAUUUGAUGUAGAUAGAUGGCAUGCUCUUUUAAGUCCAAGGAAUCCAUCCAAUGCAUUUGGUGUCAAGAAAAUUAGCAGAGGACAAAGAUGGAUGUUAAGAAAGUAAUGUGGUUGGAUUAUGGAUCUUCAAUUUAUCCUAAAAUGACAAAUAUGAGAAUUUAAAUUCUA